This is a messenger RNA of Haemonchus placei, 2040 nucleotides long. Lineage: Eukaryota; Metazoa; Nematoda; Chromadorea; Rhabditida; Trichostrongylidae. The record is from the annotation of a GenBank genome assembly.
AUGACUCAUUUACUGGACACAUCCUAUUAUGUUAUCCGUGUGAUCUUUUCGAUUUCUUUAACUUACUCGACUGUUGAGAAUUUGUGGAAAAGUGCUGUCGAAUUCGCUGGCUAUCGACAAUUUAUGGCGGCUGCAGUAGACAUUGGUGGUGAAAUACAAACUGAAAAAAGUGAGGCAGCACCAGUUUUAUCCAACCAUGGACGAUGGAAUAUUGGCCGUUUCGUGGAAGACUUGCAACUCGGUGCUAUUAGUGGACAUAUUGGUGAUCUUCAUAACGAUGUCUUCCGCAUCGGCGCGAGAAAAUCAGGUGUAGUGCACCAAAAGGACGUUCUUGGGCAUACUGGAUGUGUGAAUGCUGUCGAAUUCAACAAAACCGAGGAUAUGUUAGCUAGUGGCGGUGAUGACAUGCGUGUCUUCGUUUGGUAUGUCUCAGAUCUUAUGUUGGAAGAAGCACCGAAACCUGCUGUUAUCAUGGAACGAGGACAUAAUUCAAACAUUUUCUGCUACCAAUUUUCCCUCGAUGGUGCUGAGCUAUUUUCUGGUGGCAAUGAUGGUGUAGUACUGCGUCAUGAUGUUACCACACGCAGGCCAUUGAGUGUUUACGAGGAACGGCAUCCUGUGUAUAGCAUAUCUGCUAACAGUUUGAAUAAACUUCGGACAGCACAUGCUUUACGAUUCGCCCAAACAAUCGCUACGUGUAGCUGCGUGCUGCAUGCUGAGAGUCACGCGAUCAUGAAGAAAAAGCCAGGGAUGCGCACCAACCAGCACAAAAACACUAAGCCUAUCGAUAUCAAUAUCGUGGCUGCUUCCCGUGAAGGAGGAGUUGUGUCUUUCUACGAUCGCAGAGAAACCAAGGAAGGCUCUUUCUGCCUCAUCGAUGAAGGUCAACUUUUUCGUGGCCAGUACAAUCCUGCUAAUGCACUCUACUUUGCUACAGCAUCCAACCGCGGUGUGCGUCUUUAUGACCUUCGGAAUCGUAAAAAACCUCUACUUGACUUGAGAUCACUUGUAAGUGAAGCGAUCUAUGUCGAAUGGAAUUCGAUCGGUACUGCUCUAACAGCCUUGCAAUCCCACUCCAAUCCGAUCUUUAUAGACCUAACUGAACAUCGUCGCGUUGAACUGAAAGAUCCGGAGUAUAGCAAUGUUCACACGAUCAAGUCUGUUACAUUCAUGGAUGAUGGAAUGGUGAUGACAGGCAGCGACGACUUUAACAUAUAUGCAUGGCGCUUACCAGGUUCUGGCCAAGGGAAAGACAACAACGACACAGUCUCAGAAGCUACGUUUGUCCUCAAAGGUCAUCGUUCCAUUGUAAAUCAUGUGAGAUAUAGCCCAAGCAAUAGAAUUAUUUCCUCCUGUGGAGUUGAAAAGAUAAUCAAGAUGUGGAGUUCCUUGCCUAUUCCAUCUUCGUACGACAAGCCGAGGAUUCGGAUUCGGAAAACAUUGCUUUCCGACAUAACCUUUGACGAGGGCGCGGCGGUAGACGAUACCGCUGAAGACCUCAACAUGCUGAAUUACUUCGAUCAAUUGGAUAAUUUAUCUCGAAUGCAAGCAUAUGAUCCGAAUGAGGACGCAGAUGGUGACAAUGUAGUAGUGAAUGUCGAUUUGGAAGGUUUGCGAGCACAUUUGAUGGGACUGGAAACUUCCGAUGAAGGUAGUGCAAGCGACGGAAACGACUACGACCUUGAGCAUAUACGCGACUUCGGUGAAGACGGAUCGGCUGAUGAUGAAAACUCAGCUAGAGGUUCAAUGAGAGCCCAACGUCGCCGUCGCUGGAGAAUGAUGCGGAGGAGCAGUUAUGAAAGACGAGCUUCUGAUAAUAAUCAAGAAGAAGAAUCCGGUUCUCCUUCUCGAGACGCUCUUAAUGAACCUGAAGAAAUGGGUGCUUCUUCCGAUGACGAGAUUGAGGGGCCACGCAAGCGUGUAAGAAGGGACACAGAUUCGACUGAUUCUUCGGAAGACGAGUUCUCUGUAUGUGAAGGCGGUAUCCCAAUUAGUACAUGGCCUGUCAGAGGGAGCCAAUCUCCUGCCUCUCAGUCGUAG